AUGUCUGAGGGCACCGACGAUGCAGACGAACCUCACCAUGAGCAGAACAUACUCGAACACUCCCCACCCGAACUUCUGUACGAGGUAGUCCUCUCCUUCCUCCACCCGCUUGCUCUCCUUCACCUCUCCCGCUGCUCCAAAUUCCUUCGCGGAGUCCUCCUCUCCAAGCACUCCCGCCUUGCGUGGACCAAUGCCUGCCAGAAUGUUGUCCCGAUACGACCGCCCCCUUGCCCUGAAGGCAUGAGUGAACCUGCCCACGCCGCAUUGCUCUUCGAGAAGUUCUGUGAGGUGUGUGGGAGAGACCACGCCGGCCAGCCAGACUAUGCCGCGCGCAAGCGCAUCUGUCGGCACUGUCGACGGAAUCUUGUCGCGCCGGGUCGUGAGAUGGUGGAAGAAUUCAGACGCACCACCUUCGUCAGUAGGCAGCGUGCGCGGGAGCUUUACGACCUCGUUCCUGUCGUCGCCAUCAAUUUCUGCGGCUUUCUCGAUGGUCACAUGAUUUGUCAGUCCGUGGAGGAUGUCAUACAGUUCCACAACGGAGAUUGGUGGGAGACGUUACUGAACGAGUGCGAGCCGUUCACAUCUGAAGACUGGGACAACGUCCAAUGGCGCCUGUGCCCACACCUGGACGCAGCGACUGCCGCCCGUCUCGCACACCUCAACGCCCUAAUCGCCGAAGAAGAGGCGAAAUACUUCAAAACGCGUUUCCGCGCGCGCCGCGCGCAGCUCCGCGUGCACUACACCGAAUUCCUCCGCCGCGCUGCCCAGGAUAUCACGACACACACUGCCGCUCUCAUGCCCGGCUUCGCAGACGCGGAGGACUUGCCAGCGAUGCACGCGCUCGUCGAGGGCGACGGAGACCCCACCGCGCGCCUCGGCUGGGACGCGUUCGCGGAGGUCGCGAAGGCCGUCGUCGAGGAGGCGCAGGACGGCGUGCGCGACCGCAUCCGCGCGCUCGCCGACCUCGUCCGUCGCCACUCCUCGCCGCAAGGCCCGAACGCAGGCUCGCCGCACGGACGCUCCGGCUCUGGAGAUCCCCCAACGCUGGAGGACGACCUCGCGGCGCUCGAGGCCUCGACGGCGCUCUUCACAUGCAGGUGCGAGCGCAUCCCCGCGCCGCGCUCGUGCGGCGUGCGCAUGCCGUUCCUCGCGCUCCUCCAGCACUGGCAGCGCUACCACGGGCGGUGGAAGGCCUGGCACGUGCGCGUCGUCGACGGGAGCCCCGCGGUCGUCGCGCGGUUGCGCGCGAGCCUGGUGGGUAGAGCGCGCGCGUCGGGCGAGGGCACGACGCAUGGAGAGCUGGAGAGGUUGGUGAGGGAGCGGCGGCCGCGGUGCGCGUGCGGGGAGCGGUGGGACUAUGACGGUGAACGGGCGUGGACGAUCGUGGGCGAGAUCCUUGAGCAUUUGCAUGCGCAUAGCGAGCGACGCAGGUUCCCAUUUUUGGGUCUGUUUUCCUGA
This is a messenger RNA of Epithele typhae, 1458 nucleotides long. RefSeq lists its product as uncharacterized. The transcript has 8 exons. Lineage: Eukaryota; Fungi; Basidiomycota; Agaricomycetes; Polyporales; Epitheliaceae. Bases 1 to 1458 code for a protein of 485 amino acids. The record is from RefSeq and is a predicted model, not a curated record.